Molecule: messenger RNA, 762 nt
Organism: Penicillium salamii
Lineage: Eukaryota; Fungi; Ascomycota; Eurotiomycetes; Eurotiales; Aspergillaceae
Source: the annotation of a GenBank genome assembly
AUGCAUAUCAGACCCCUAUCGAUUCUAGGGCUACUGCUCCCAAUUCUCCCAGCUGUGCAAGCAAAUGUGGAAAAGACCAUCUUCCUGGCCCCGGAAACAGCCAUUAUUCCCUCCGAGGAGCCAUCCCUCGAUGACCUUGGCGUCGAAAGACUAUCACCACAAAACCCAGUAGUACGCACUAGACUCAAUGCCUCAUUCCCAACGACCACGACUCCCCAAGGCUCAGAGUCAUGGUUCUUCCUCGAAAACCUGAACCCAGGACAGCGGUACGAAGUGCGUGUCUGCUGGCUAUCAACCCAACCAACAUCCUUUACUCUCACUACAUACCCCCUUUCCCAGACAAUUGAGGAUACAUCCCUGUUGUCGUCACUGAGUAUCUACACGGCCGCUCGUCUAGCCACGCUAGAUAGCCAGCGUCAAGCCGAUUCGAUCUCACGUCGGGCUGGCUCGCCCAAGGGUACUAAAUCGCUUGAUACAGCGCCGUCUAGUGACUCUGUGCUUUUCCUGCGCGUUCAUGCCGUAGCGGAUUAUUUCAGCACUAACCAGACAUUGAUGCAGAAUGUGCCCCCCGUGGCAGUGGAUUUGAUUCUGGACCCGUUCUUGUUUAAUGUUUUCCCGCGCUCGCUGGUGCCGACUGCGGGCUGGAUUCUUGUUGUUACUGUUCUUGCUGUGGUGCUUGGAAGGUGGAUUGUGGGCGAGGUUGGGAGGGUCAUUGAUGAUGCUAGGCGGCAAAGGAGCUUGGAGGAGAUGAAGAACAAAUAA